Molecule: messenger RNA, 519 nt
Organism: Colletotrichum costaricense
Lineage: Eukaryota; Fungi; Ascomycota; Sordariomycetes; Glomerellales; Glomerellaceae
Exons: 3
Coding region: 1-519 (172 amino acids)
Source: RefSeq, a predicted model, not a curated record
AUGUAUCCAGCCCAGAGUCAGAGGUAUCCGCCCUCAAAGCCUCCGCGUCCGUCUCCGCGGGCGGCGCCCUACCCGAAAUUCGGCUGCUCAUUCCGUGGAACACACCCCGUAUGCUCAAGGCAGCUUUCGCGAGACACCGUACCGCCACCAAACCGUCGGACAGCCAUCAGCGUAAGCCCCCAAUCCCGCCCACACAGGCAUCAGAUAGUGACAGCCUGCAGCUCUGUAGUGGCCCCCGAUCGUCACCCGCACCCUCGUGAGAUCAUUGGCCCAACCCCAGAGCCCUCGGAUGGCUAUACGGCUGCUGAAGAUGAAGAGCUAGCCCGAAACAAGAGGAUUGUAGUGAAGUACGCCUUCCAGGGAGCUCUUCAGACCUCCAGCACUGACCGGACUCCCAGGACGCAGAAGAUCGAAGAACUAACGAAAGAGGUCGUUGACAUUUUCAUGAGAGCAGGGUCUUCCGCGGCAGUCGCGAGCCCUUUACUAAACCAUGGAGGAGAUGUUAAUCAACUGACAUAG